Molecule: messenger RNA, 2379 nt
Organism: Asparagus officinalis (garden asparagus)
Lineage: Eukaryota; Viridiplantae; Streptophyta; Magnoliopsida; Asparagales; Asparagaceae
Product: pentatricopeptide repeat-containing protein At4g21065-like
Exons: 1
Coding region: 378-2267 (629 amino acids)
Biological process (GO): RNA modification
Molecular function (GO): protein binding; zinc ion binding; RNA binding
Source: RefSeq, a predicted model, not a curated record
GUUCCCAAGAAAACCCACAUUAAUCCUAAAAUUUGCCGUAUCAUUCCGAGGCAUAGUAUGAUGUGUAAUUCCAGCGUCAAACAAAACCUAUGGAAGUUCUUAACUCUCUCCGAUUAAAAUCCCGACCAAAUUAGAAUCUAAUUCAGCCUCAUUAGGUCCUCUCUCCGUAAUUACCCCUAAAACAAAGGGUGUUAUCUGCAAUUUGCAGAAGACUCGAAUGCAAAAACUCUCCUUGAAGAAGGUGUUCUCUGCAAGUUCUCUUCAUUAAUUUUCCCCCCCACAAGGCAAUCUCCUCUCUCUUUUGAUCUCCCCGUAAAUGUUUGAAUAAAUGCCGACAAGAACCCAACUCCUCUUUCUCAACGGCUAAUAAUAGCGCCAUGUUCAAAUUCAAAUCCUUAACACUCUCUAAACCUCUCCAUGCACCAGAAAUCAUCCCUUUCUCAUCUCUUACAGCUUCUCCUGCCAUAACUCUAGGCUCAAUUCAACCCCAUUUGCAUCGCCAACCAAUUCAAAUCCAAGAUACCCAUUUUCUCCCAAUCUCCCCUGACCCUAGAUCACUCGUUUACGCCUUAAUCCAAUGCCGAACCACGACCCAGAUCAAACAAGCCCAUGCCCAAGCCAUCACCACUUCCAUGAUUGGAAACCUCGGUGUAGCCAACAAACUUGUUUACACUUACGCCCAAUUUAGAGCUCUAGACGAUGCCCAUUCGAUCUUUUAUCGAAUGAAGGAGAGAGAUAAUGUAACUUGGAGUAUAAUGGUUGGUGGGUUUGCUAAAAUUGGAGAGUAUGAGAAUUGUUUGAGAAUUUUUAGGGAUUUUGUUCGGUCGGGUUCGAGGAUUGAUAAUUACACUCUGCCCUUUGCCUUGAGGGCAUGUAGAGAUACGCAAGGUUUGAAUAUUGGGGUGGAGAUUCAUCAUCUUGUUUAUAAAUCUGGAAUGAGUUCUGAUGUUUUCGUGUCGGCUGCUCUUGUUGAUAUGUAUGCAAAAUGUGGGUGCAUUGAAGAUGCACGCAAGGUGUUUGAUAAAAUGUGGAGGAAAGAUUUGGUGACAUGGACGGUCAUGAUUUCAGGAUAUGCAGAGUGUGGGAAUCCUGAGGAAUCAAUGGUUUUGUUUGAUCGGAUGAAGGAAGAGGGGAUUGUUCCGGAUAAGGUUACAAUGGUGACAGUGGUCUUUGCUUGUUCUAAGCUAGGGGCAAUGCAUAAGGCUAAAAUGAUCCAUGAGUACAUAUUAAGUAAAAAACACUCUCUCAAUGUAAUUCUGGGGACAGCGAUGAUUGAUAUGUAUGCUAAGUGUGGUAGUGUUGAUGCUGCUAGAGAGAUAUUUGACGCUAUGAAGGAAAAGAAUGUAAUUACUUGGAGCUCAAUGAUAUCGGCUUAUGGUAUUCAUGGGCAUGGAAGAAAAGCCCUUGAGUUGUUUUCCCAAAUGUUGGAGAGUGGAAUUAGGCCAAAUAGGAUUACCUUUGUUUCAAUCCUUUCUGCUUGUAGUCAUUCAGGAUUAGUAGAUGAGGGAAGUAAAUUUUUCCACUCAAUGGAAAAGAACUACUUGGUACAACCCGAUGUUAAGCAUUACACUUGUAUGGUCGAUCUCUUCGGUCGUGCUGGUAGAAUAAAUGAAGCAGUGGAACUAAUACAAGAGAUGACAGUAGAGAAAGAUGAGGGAUUUUGGGGUGCGGUUUUAGGUGCUUGUAGGAUCCAUGGGAAUAUAAAUUUAGCAGAAAAUGCUGCGAAAAGUCUUCUUGAAUUACGCCCAAGGCACUCUGGUUACUAUGUUUUGCUUUCAAAUAUAUAUGCUAAUGCCGGCAAAUGGGAAGAUGUGGCCAAAGUUAGAGAACUAAUGACCGGUAGGAGAGUUAAGAAAAUUCCAGGUUGGACUUGGGUUGAGAUUAAUAAUAAGACUUAUCAAUUUAGAGUUGGUGAUAAGACCCAUCCGCAAACUGAGCAGAUUUAUGAUAUGUUGAAGGUACUUAGUGAGAAAUUGGAGAAGGCAGGAUAUGUUCCUGAUACUAAUUUUGUGCUGCAUGAUGUGGAUGAAGAACUUAAAGCGGGGUUUUUAUACACUCAUAGUGAGAAACUGGCAAUUGCUUAUGGUCUUAUUUCUACACCUGAAGGAACAACUAUUAGAAUUACCAAGAAUCUGAGAGUCUGUGGUGACUGCCAUACCUUUACUAAGAUGGUAUCGGGGAUUGUGCAUAGGGAGAUUGUUGUUCGUGAUGCCAACAGGUUCCAUCACUUCAAUGAAGGUUUUUGCUCCUGUGGGGAUUAUUGGUGACAAACUGAAUGCAAAUGUGGUAAAUCUCCUGUUCUGCUACAGCAUUUGAUUAUCUGAAUAGUUUUGCAAGAGACAUGACACAACGCUAGAUACUAUACAUAAUUGUUCACCA